Molecule: messenger RNA, 717 nt
Organism: Adineta ricciae
Lineage: Eukaryota; Metazoa; Rotifera; Eurotatoria; Adinetida; Adinetidae
Source: the annotation of a GenBank genome assembly
AUGUCUAAUGAUCAACAGCGGCAAGAUGCGGAAAAUAAACUACAAAAGGAAAUGGAGGGUAUGGAUGAUAGCGAACGGUUGGAGUAUAUAAACAAGUUAAGUACCACUGUUUUUGACGAAAUCAUCGAGAAGAAAAAUGGCGAACCAUCCAAAUGGCAAAGUUAUUGGGAGAAAGAUGAAAAUGACGUCGAACACUGGACAAAAAAAGACAUUCGUCGUGAUCCUGUCAAAGGUUUACUGACCGCCGUGGAAGAUGGAGAUCUUGCACGUGUUCAACAAUACAUCACUCGUGAUCGAUCAUUACUCAGUGCACGAGAUUCAGACGGCUACACCGCAUUGCAUCGUUCAGCGAACGGAAAUCACUUGAAAAUCUGUGAAUAUCUACUUGAAUCAGGUGUAGAUAUCCACGCAGUUACGGAAGAUAAAUGGACCGCAUUGCAUUGUGCAGCCUUUUGGAAUAAUUAUGAAAUAGCUUCUCUAUUAUUACAAAAUGGUAUCGCUAUAAAUAGUCAAACAAAUGGUGGACAAACAGCAUUACAUUUAGCUGCAUCGCAACGAAACAAUCGAGAAGUCAUUCAACUUCUUCUUAUGCAUCCAUUCAUAAAUGUAAAUAUUGAAAAUAAACUAAAUGAAACCGCGGCUACGAUUGCCAAACGUUCCAGUUCGGUUCAUUGUCUAUUUGAUUUAUAUACAGAUGCAUUGACAAAAUUGAAAUAA